AUGACCAUGGAAAGUGAAGACGAAUUUGAUCAUCUCAGCUCCAGCCAUGUUAGCAAUCUGCGGAACAAGAAGGGCUUCCAGAAACAAUUUCAGAGAGACGAUGAAUCGUCCAGUGAAGAAGAAGCCUCGAUCAAGCUGGAGAGUGAUACGGAGCAAGAGGGGCAGGCUUCCGCCGCAGCGGAUCGUACAUUCAGCGAUGAUUUGUCUAUAAAAUCGGAACCAGAAUCGCUGAGUGAUGAUGAUUCGAAUGUUGUUGAGAAAAAUGCUCUUAUUUCUAGCUAUGUUAAUGCAUUGAAAUCGAAAAUGGGUUACACCGAUGAGUCAGAUGAAUCGUCCAACGAAGAGGACGAUGUGUCUUUCAAGUCCGAGUCUGAAACCGAGGACGAGUUGCCGCAACCUGAUCCUGAACCUGAUCAGGAUUCCGAUGCGGAUAAAGAACAAACUAUGGAAAACAUUGAGAGAGACACUACUGGAACGUCGCCGAAGGCAAACAACCCAGAGGGAGUACAAGAUAAACCGAAAAAAGGGAAAAUGAACCUAAAAAAGAAGUUAGACGAGCAACGCACAGUUAAACCCGAAGAAGAGCUCAUGUCCAAGUUAAAGACAAAGGUACCGAAGAAGGUAAGAAUCGAUCUACCUAAAUCGAAGAUGGAAAAGGAGCUAAUGUCGCUUGUAUUCGGUGGCAAAGCUGCACUUGUCUCCGAACUAACAAACGAAAGCAAGGAGAAACAACCAAAAACUGAAACAUCAACAAAAGUCACACAACCACAGAAACCAGGCGACAAAUCCACGGCCAAACGGUCUGCCAUCUGGCACGAUUCGGACGAUGAUGAUGAAGAGGAUUCAUCGAACAUAAAGCGCAAUAAAUUCAGCCGCGAAGAGCUGCCGGAACAGCUUACGAACGAAAGACGACGUAAACAGUUCGAACAGCUUGUCGGCAAACCGAAGUGGGCUGAUUUGGAUCGCGAUCGGGACCUCGAUUCUGACGAUGAAAUUCUGCAAAAAGUUGGACACGUUGUGAAGGGAACGGCAUCGCAGGGACUGCCCAAGGGUAUGAUUGAAUUGAAAAAGUUAAAAAAUUUAAACCGAGAAACAAAAGCGGAAGGCGAAAUCACCGGCAUUAAUUUCCAUCCAACGUCGAUGGUAGCGAUCAUGACCGGCAAGCGUGGCCUGGUGUCCAUCGUUACGGUGGAUGGUGUCCGAAACGAGAAGCUGCACACGAUCUGGCUACCGAAAAUGCGUGUCGUUUGUAGCAGUUUGUCGCCGGAUGGUAGUGAAGCCACUUUCGGGAGUUAUCGCAAGUUCUAUCACGUGUACAACUUAAUGAGCGGACGGAGCGACACGCUCAAGAUACCGGAGCGGGAAACGUGGAUGAUGAAAAAUUAUCGCGUGUCCCGAUGUGGCAAAUAUCUGGCCUCGGCUGGCGAAUGCGGUGAAGUUCAUCUCAUGAGCGCUAAAUCGAAGGAAGUGCUGCAAACGAUACAGCUACGCUAUCCAUGCCAAUCGCUGUCAUUUACACCCGACUCGCGAUACUUGCUUUGCCACAGUAACGAUACGGAAGUGACCGUAUUUAGCCUGGAGCAGAAAAGGAUAGUGAACGUGUUCCAGGACGAUGGGUGCGUUAAUGGAUCGUGUAUUGCUGUUUGCCCCAAUGGGCAGUUUGUGGCUACUGGUAGUCGACAGGGCGUCGUCAAUAUCUACCGACUGGAUGUGACACUUUCCCAGAAGCAACCGGUACCGCUGAAGACAAUUAACAAUCUGACCACGUACAUCGAUUCCCUUUCGUUCAAUGUGACCUCCGAGCUGCUGGCGAUUGCAUCGUCCACUGUGAAAAAUGCGGUGAAGCUUAUCCACGUCAAGAGCACCACGGUUUUCCGUAACUUCCCGUUACCGAUGACAAAUAUGGGCCACAUAACGACGGUGGAAUUUUCUCCUUCCGGUGGAUAUCUCGCACUUGGAACGAAGGAAAGCACGGUUCUACUGUUCAGAGUAAAGCAUUAUCCCAAUUAUUAA
Messenger RNA from Anopheles maculipalpis, 2013 nucleotides. It is a transcript of the gene wcd, whose product is annotated as U3 small nucleolar RNA-associated protein 18 homolog. The transcript is spliced from 2 exons. Gene Ontology annotation, molecular function: protein binding. Gene Ontology annotation, cellular component: small-subunit processome; Pwp2p-containing subcomplex of 90S preribosome. The record is from RefSeq and is a predicted model, not a curated record. NCBI's taxonomy places the organism in Eukaryota, Metazoa, Arthropoda, Insecta, Diptera, Culicidae. Bases 1 to 2013 code for a protein of 670 amino acids. Gene Ontology annotation, biological process: rRNA processing.